Molecule: messenger RNA, 3876 nt
Organism: Paecilomyces variotii
Lineage: Eukaryota; Fungi; Ascomycota; Eurotiomycetes; Eurotiales; Thermoascaceae
Product: putative 5-oxoprolinase
Exons: 3
Coding region: 1-3876 (1291 amino acids)
Biological process (GO): glutathione metabolic process
Cellular component (GO): cytosol
Molecular function (GO): 5-oxoprolinase (ATP-hydrolyzing) activity
Source: RefSeq, a predicted model, not a curated record
AUGUCGAGUACAACGAACCCGGGCAUCAGAAUCGCUAUCGAUAGAGGAGGCACUUUUUGUGAUUUCUGGGCGAGCAUCCCCGGCCGUGAAGAUGCCUUGAUCUUCAAGCUGCUGUCAAACUCCCCUGGGGAGUAUGACGAUGCUCCCAUCGAAGGAAUCCGCCAGAUCCUGGAGAAGGCCACAGGGAAGGAAAUCCCCAGAGGAACACCUAUCGAUAUCACUCCCGUGGAGUCUAUCCGCAUGGGAACGACAGUUGCGACCAAUGCACUGCUCGAGAGAAAAGGAGAGCGCGUGGCGCUCGUGAUCACCAAGGGCUUCCGUGACUUGCUCAUCAUUGGAAACCAAGCCCGACCCAGCAUCUUCGACCUGUCUGUCUCUAAGCUGGACCGGCUGUAUGAGAAGGUGGUCGAGGUGGAUGAGCGCGUCACGGUGGAAGGCUUUGCCGAAGACCCCGAGCCCAAACCGAUUGAUAUCAAGUCCGACCCCGAUCUCGUCGAAGGUCUCACAGGUGAGGCCAUUCGGAUCCUCAAGAAGCCAGAUCUAGACCAGGUCAAGAAGGACCUCCAGUCCCUGUGGGAUGAAGGCUUCCGUACGCUGGCCAUUGCCUUCAUGCACUCAUUCUCUUUCCCGGAGCACGAGGCCGCAGUGGCGUCCAUUGCACGAGAGAUGGGAUUCAAUGUCUCCGCCUCUGCAGAGCUCCAACCGAUGAUCAAGUUGGUGUCUAGAGCCCAGUCCACCACUGCAGAUGCCUACCUUUCGCCCGUUAUCACUGAAUAUCUCGAGGGCUUCCGCAAAGGCUUCAAGGGUAACCUGGAAGACGAAAACGCGAAGAAGCUACUCCUCUGUCAGUCGGACGGUGGUCUCACUUCCUUCUCCAGAUUCACCGGUCUGCGUGCCAUCCUCUCUGGACCUGCUGGAGGUGUGAUCGGAUGCGCCAGAACCUGCUACGACGAUGAAGACGGAACACCCGUCCUUGGUUUCGACAUGGGCGGUACUAGCACUGAUGUCUCGCGCUAUAGCGGUUCUCUAGACCACGUCUUUGAGACGACAGUCUCCCAGGUUGCCAUCCAGAGUCCCCAGCUCGAUGUACACACCGUCGCGGCCGGAGGCGGUUCCAGACUGUUCUGGAGAAAUGGCCUCUUUGUGGUUGGACCCGAGUCGGCCGGAGCCUAUCCAGGUCCCGCCUGCUACGGCAAAGGCGGUCCAUUGACCAUCACUGAUGCCAACUUCUUCCUUGGCCGUAUUCUGCCGGAUUACUUCGCGCGGAAGUUGGAUUUUGACGUCGUCCGUGAGAAGUUCCUGCAGUUGACGGAAGUGGUGAAUGCCGAGAAGAAGGGCACCGAGAAAUUGACCCCUGAGGAGGUGGCAAUGGGUUUCCUGAUGGUCGCCAAUGCUGCCAUGACUCGACCGAUCAGAACGAUAAGUGAAGGCAGAGGUUUUGAGACUGCUUCGCACAACCUCGUCUGCUUCGGAGGAGCUGGUGGACAGCACGCAACAGCCAUUGCUCGCGAUCUCGGUAUCAAGCGUGUCUUGAUCCACCGCUUCUCGAGUAUCCUCUCCGCUUACGGUAUGGCAUUGGCCGAUGUGGUUGUUGAGACACAGGAACCCGAGGCUACGACUUACGAUGAAAACGCCGCUGAACGUAUUGCCAAGCGAGCUACUCAGAUGAAGCAGCGUGCUGCUCAGCAGCUCGUCUCCGAAGGCUUCACUGAGGAGCGUAUUGAGCACGAGACCUUCCUGAACAUGCGUUACAAGGGCAGUGACACUUCCCUCAUGAUUGCCGCUUCAGAGGGCUCUGGAGACUUCGCCGAAUCCUUCGUCGCCCGGCAUAAGCGUGAAUUUGGCUUCACCCAGCCAAGACAGAUCCUUGUUGACGAUAUCCGAAUUCGAUCCGUGGGCAAGAGCAAGGAGGUGAAGGUUACCAGUCCCUUCAAGCAGCUUCGAGAGAUUGAGCGGUCCGCGGCCGCGAACCUGGAGCCGGCUCACAUCCGAAAGGUCUACUUCGAGAAGGAAGGAUGGGUCGAUUCCAAGAUUUUCCACCUCAAGGACGUCCCCAAGGGCAGCAUUAUCCUCGGCCCGGCCAUGAUCAUUGACGAAACCCAGACUAUCGUCGUUGACCCGGCAAGUGAAGCGACCGUUCUCCAGGAGCACAUCCUCGUCCAGCUCCUGGAUGCUGAGGUCAAGAAGGUUUCCGCAGAGGAAGUUGACCCAGUUCAGCUUUCUGUUUUCGGACAUCGCUUCAUGAGCGUUGCUGAGCAGAUGGGUGAGACGCUCAGAAAGACGUCUAUUUCCACAAACAUCAAAGAACGUCUGGACUAUAGUUGCGCCGUCUUUUCGCAGGAGGGAAGACUCGUCGCUAACGCUCCUCAUAUCCCUGCCCAUCUGGGUUCGAUGAGUUAUGCCAUCGCCUACCAAGCAAAGAAAUACGGCAAGGAUGGACUGAAGCCCGGCGACGUUAUCCUGUCUAACCAUCCUAUUGCUGGAGGCACACACCUUCCCGAUCUGACUGUUACUACUCCCGUGUUUGACGAGCAGGACCCUACUCGUAUCCUGUUCUUUGUCGCGAACAGAGGUCACCAUGCUGACAUUGGAGGUAUCAUUCCCGGAUCGAUGCCGCCGAAUUCCACGGAGUUGUGGCAGGAGGGCGCUGCCAUCGAAUCAUUCAAGCUGGUCAAGGAAGGACACUUCGACGAAGAGGGUCUCAGAUACCACCUUAUCGACAAGCCUGCCAGCUACCCCGGUUGCAGCGGAACUCGUACCUGGAAUGACAAUAUAUCCGACCUCAAGGCUGGUAUUGCGGCUAACCACCGGGGAAUCCAUCUCAUCCAAGGUUUGGUCAGAGAGUACAGCUGGCCGGUCGUGCAAUUGUACAUGGAUGCCGUCCAGAAGAACGCCGAAGAGACUGUCCGGUCACUCCUGAAGGAUUUCAGCCGACGGUUCCAAGGACGCCCGCUUGAAGCUGUUGACUACUUGGACGACGGAACCCCGCUCGCGUUAAAGAUUACCAUCAAUCCCGAGGAUGGUUCUGCAAAGUUCGACUUCACUGGUUCCGGACCGGAAGCUCUGAACAACUUGAACUGCCCUCCGGCUAUCAUGUACAGUGGAAUCAUGUACUGCCUGCGUUCCAUGAUCUCCUCCGACAUCCCGCUCAACCAGGGUUGCCUGAACCCAAUCGACGUUAUCUGCCCGCCAAACUCCAUCCUGUCGCCCAGCAUGAAGGCAGCAACUGUUGGAUCCAACGUCGAGACGUCUCAGCGAGUUGUCGAUGUCAUCUUCAGAGCCUUCCGAGUUAGUGGCGCCAGCCAGGGCACGUGCAACAACCUGACGUUCGGUUAUGGUGGAAAGGAUGCCAAUGGAAAUGUUACCAAGGGCUUUGGAUACUAUGAGACCAUUGCAGGCGGCGCAGGCGCUGGAGCAAACUGGGAUGGCCAGAGCGGUGUCCACACGCACAUCACCAAUACCAGAAUGACUGACCCCGAGACCCUGGAGAAGCGCUAUCCUGUCAUACUGCGCGAGUUUGCCAUUCGCAAGGGCAGUGGUGGUGCGGGCAAGCAUCGCGGAGGUGAUGGGUGCGUGCGUGACAUCGAACUCAGACGGCCGAUGCAGGUCAGUAUCCUGUCGGAACGCCGAGUCAACGCGCCCUAUGGAAUGGCAGGCGGCGAGGAGGGCCAGCGAGGUGUGAACUUGUGGAUUCGCAAAGAUCCCGAGGAUGGCACCGAGAGAACCAUCAGCGUCGGUGGUAGGGCGACCAUGCAGAUGAAUACUGGAGACCGUAUCAUCAUCUUGACUCCUGGCGGUGGUGGCUACGGCGUCCCAGAGGAUAAGAAGGAAGCCGUGGAAGUAAUUGGCGAAUUUACUAUUAACAGGCAGGCGUAG